Molecule: messenger RNA, 1938 nt
Organism: Hypomesus transpacificus
Lineage: Eukaryota; Metazoa; Chordata; Actinopteri; Osmeriformes; Osmeridae
Exons: 9
Coding region: 89-1213 (374 amino acids)
Source: RefSeq, a predicted model, not a curated record
AAAAAAAAAACGUAACCCUUGAUCACCACCUUAGCUCUCUAUUUACACCAAAUGCUGCUGGUGCAUUGAAGGAGCGAGCCAGGGCAACAUGAAGCUGCUCAUCUUUUUAAGUUUAAUUCUUCUGGUCCCCGUUUCUGUUAUCGGACAAGGUACUACUCCGCCUGGUCCAACUACUACAAUUGCUCCAGCUACUACAACUGCUCCAGGUCCAUCCACUACAACUGCUCCAGGUCCAUCCACUACAAUUGCUCCAGCUCCAGCUACUACAACUGCUCCAGGUCCAGCCACUACAACUGGUCCAGCUACUACAACUUCUCAAGUUCCCACGACAGCAGAUCUCUAUUGUAGGGGCGUCGGGGACUUUGCUACGUGCAAUGAAGCCUUGGCCGGAUGCGGAAAAAACAGCCUGUGUUCUUGUAAGGGUGGCAAGCCGUUUUGUAGGUGCAACAGCGAUAAAGACCAUUGGUUCAUGGGUGACAACUGUGAGCAGAAGUGGACCGUUGUGACUUUCGCCCUGGUGGCGUCUCUACCGGGAUUGGCUCUCGCCGUCAUCGUCGGCGUCACAGUCCAGUUGGUCCAUUAUUUCAAUAAACCUGCCAAAGCGCCGAAGGAUACAAAGGGCGCCAAACGGCCACAAGGGAACCAUUACGUAGAUCCGAACAGUCAAGAUGGCGCGUAUUCUAACUUGGUGUUUGCUGGAGACAUGCCAAGUCGUCCCAAAGGUCCGUAUGUGCAGCCCACGCAAGAGAGGCUCCCUAUGACCAACCGCCCAAGCGGGCCUUACAGCCCUCAGCCGAAUGUAUUGCGCCCUUCCUUGGACCAGCCAACUCGACCCACUUCAGGAUAUCAGCCCUACAACCCUCAGCCAAAUGUUAUACAGCCUUCUUUUGAUAGGAAGCCCACGAUCAAUCCAGGAAAUCAGCCAUACAACAUUGCCACCGGCCUGACCCAGCCUAUCGGGAACGGACGCUCCCCCUCAGUUAGAAACCCCUACGAGGACAGAGCGCCACCCGUGGAUCGUUAUGACGACUACAGACCCUCCCAACCCGUAGAUCGCUAUGACGACUACAGACCCUCCCAACCCGUUUCCAGACAGAGCAGCAUGAUGGGAGGAGGUUACCCUGGUCCGACCCCCCCUGCACCUGCCUACACCGCUCCAGACUACAACUCCAGGACCCAGUUCCCCCGGGCCCAGAUGGGAAGGCCCAUGUAGGCAGGCCCACACUGGGGGACCUCCGCCACACCAAUGAACUAUUGAGCAAAUACGCAACAAUUGUUUUCACAGAUGUGUACCAUUGAAACCAUAUAUUCAGUCAGUCAAUGUGUUCUUAUGAACUCAAAAUCAUUUUACUAGCAGUAAGGCAGUGCUUUUGCCAUCUUAUCAGAAAUCCGGUUUUCAUAAUCCUUUAUUUAUAUGGGUUUAUUCUAUUUAAAUAAUGUUUCUGUAUAUUUAAGAAUAUUGUGGGGACAUAGUACAAUUAGAGUUCUGGUGUUUGUUUAGUAACAAUUGUUGGACCUUGAUAUAACAUUUAAAAUAUCCUUUGUGAUAUUGAAUCUUUACUCGAUCACUGCAGUAAAAAUAAAGGGGGGCAUGAUAGACGUGUUCUUUCAAAUAGUUAUUCUUUAAUCAUAAGGUGUUAAAAACUCUUAAAUUAAUAAACAAUAAUUUGACCCUUUUUAAUUAAAAGGGCUGAAUGCAUAUGGCCUGAAAUGAGUCAACAUGGUGUGACGCAGGUGAGAGUCAAGGAUGCACAACAUGUUUGGCUUCUGUUACAAGCAGAGCUACUGUUUUGGUUUGCACCCUGUGGUUCAGUUCUAAAAACCAGGGUAGCUGGGAAAUGUAUAUGGCAUACAGUGUCUUCAACGUGAAUGCAAUCAUUAUGUGAAGAUUUUUAAAAACCUGAUAUUGUAAAGAUUAAAGGAACACUGAUCGACUUA